Messenger RNA from Planococcus citri (citrus mealybug), 2750 nucleotides. It is a transcript of the gene yin, whose product is annotated as yin. The transcript has 15 exons. Gene Ontology annotation, biological process: dipeptide import across plasma membrane. Bases 506 to 2584 code for a protein of 692 amino acids. Lineage: Eukaryota; Metazoa; Arthropoda; Insecta; Hemiptera; Pseudococcidae. The record is from RefSeq and is a predicted model, not a curated record. Gene Ontology annotation, cellular component: plasma membrane. Gene Ontology annotation, molecular function: dipeptide transmembrane transporter activity.
AUUUACACAUGCCACUCGUGUUUCUAAAAAUUAAAUUCUAUAAUACAUUUAUAUAUCUACAUCUACCUAGACCUAAACAACAACCUGUUGGUGGACUUGGGUUCCCCUACUUUAGUGUGUGCUUCAUCAUGGUGAAACAAACACAAACGUUGGUUAACUAGGUAGAAUUCAAUCAGGGCAACCUUAUCAGUCGGUAUUUUACUCGUAUUAGUUUAGUAUUAUUCUGUCGAACCGCGUGAAAGCAGGUAUCGCGAUCGUGAGUUCACCUGUAUUUUUCUCGUCGAGUUUAUUGUUUUCUAUUCGGGUGAUUCACGUGUCUAUAUUCCUUCAUCACGAUGAAUUAUCUCAAUUAUUGUUACAUUCGUCGACGGAAUCGUGAUUACGUUAAUUAAUAGGUAUAAUUUUCUCGAUCGAUUGCGCAAUUUUAUUCUCUCAGUUCGUUGUGAUCUUAUUUUCGUGAAGUUGAGUGGACCAAAUUGUAUACAGGGUAAAGAUCCAAUAGGAAAUGAAAAUGGAAGAUCAGAAGAAAGCUUUGCCAUACCCGAAGUCGGUGUUCUUCAUCAUCAGCAAUGAAUUCUGCGAACGUUUUUCUUACUAUGGAAUGAAAACUGUGCUGAGUUUAUAUUUGACCACGACGUUACAUUACAAUGAAAAUGAGGCCACUAUUUUGUACCAUACGUUCGCCAUGUUGUGUUAUUUUUUCCCUCUGUUCGGAGCCAUUAUCGCUGAUUCGUUUUUUGGAAAGUUUAACACUAUAUUUUACCUAUCGAUAGUUUACGCCAUUGGAAACAUUGUGCUGUCUUUCGCAUCUACUGCUUUUCAGACCAUUCCGUAUAAAGAACUCAGUUUAUUGGGCCUGCUGUUAAUUUCGAUCGGUACCGGCGGUAUCAAACCUUGCGUAUCUUCUUUCGGAGGAGACCAAUUCGUGUUACCAGAUCAAUCGUUACAGUUGCAACGCUUCUUCUCCAUUUUUUACUUCUCCAUUAACGCCGGAUCGUUAAUAUCCACAUUUUUUACUCCUAUUUUAAGAAAUAACGUAAAAUGCUUCGGUCAGGACAGCUGUUUUCCUCUAGCUUUUGGUACUCCGGCUAUUUUGAUGAUUGUUUCAGUAGUUAUUUUCGUUUGCGGAAGAAGGCUGUAUGUGAUCAAGAAACCAAAGGAGAACGUUAUUACUAUAUUUUUCAAUUGUAUCGCGCGUGCUUUGAAGAAUAAAUUUUUCCACGGUAGUCAAGUUGAGAAGAAAAGCUACUGGUUGGAGUAUGCCGAUGACCGUUUCAGUCAUCAGCAAAUUAGCGAUAUUAAAGCUGUGUUGAAAGUUUUAUAUCUUUUUAUACCCGUACCUUUCUUUUGGGCUCUUUUCGAUCAACAGGGCUCACGAUGGACAUUUCAAGCAACCAACAUGGACGGUAGACUGUUCGGGUACUAUAUAAAACCCGAUCAAAUGCAAGUCAUGAAUCCGUUACUCAUUUUGUUAUUUAUUCCGAUUUUCGAACUGUACGUUUAUCCGUUGCUGACACGAAUCAGAAUCAAACGACCGUUACAGAAGCUUACCCUUGGCGGUUUCAUGGCUGCUGCAUCUUUCGUCAUAUCUGCUUAUGUGGAACACUAUGUCGAACAAUCCUAUGUGGCGUUGCCGUCGGCCGGACAAGGACACGUGCGCUUAUUCAAUUCGCUAAAUUGUGCGGUGCAUUUGAAUCCACCCAUUAAUAACGUCGAUCGUAUAGAAGCCUUAUCAAUGGCUGAAUUCCUGCAUCUUUCAGCCAACGAAUCCGAGCGCAUUACUUCGAUAUCUGCUGAUCAACCGUGUAAUUUGAAAAGUGCAGAGGUUCACUUUACCGUUUAUGAUGAAAAAACGAAAUCGUAUUUCAUUAACCAAAAAUCGGAUAAAGAAUUGGCUUUGUAUGCGCCUGCAGGGUAUGAUAAUUUGAAGAAAGAUGAAGAUGGAAAUGCGAAGAUAAGGUCUUUUUACAACAGUGAGAAUUUAUCACCCAUUACGUUAACUUUCUCGGCGGGUGAUAAACAAAUCAGCACAGUGAUCAAUCCUAAAUCGUAUUCUGAGUACGUUAGUCUAGAAUCUGAGGUUUACAAUGUACUAGUCAAUGGAACUGUUGUACUCGAGAAUAUUUCAAUAAAUCCUGCAGAAAUUGACGUUUUAUUGCUGAACUACAACGGAACCAAAGUGGUUGGAAAUAUAGUGAAUAUAGUGCCACCUAAUGAAGUUCAUAUGUUAUGGCAGUUACCACAAAUCAUUAUCAUCACAGCUGCUGAAAUAAUGUUCUCAAUUACCGGUCUUGAGUUUUCAUUCACACAAGCUCCAGAAAGCAUGAAAUCUGUCCUAUCGUCAGCAUGGCUGCUGACUGUCGCGUUUGGUAACUUAUUCGUAGUGGUAAUAUCGGAAAUUGAAAUUUUCAAAAGUCAGGUUUACGAAUUUUUAUUGUUUGCUGGAUUAAUGGUGUUAGACAUGUUGUUAUUUGUCUGGUUCAGUUUGAAAUAUCAAUAUACAGAUUAUUCUAAUUCUAAUAAGAAAGACGACGAUCGUGUGACAGCUUCGAUGCCCACCCUAGCAUCUGACUUGAGUUCUUGAGUGCCAGAGUUGCGAAUAUUUGAUUUGUUGUACCUAUUUUACUUUCGUUGUUGUGAUAUUAUUUUUGUUUAUUGUAAUGAAAUGAAAUAUUGUGAUUUAUUUGCUUAUGCAUUUUGUAUAUAAUGUGUUUUAAAAUAUUUUAAAAUAUAUCAUGUUUUUUGUAUCA